ACUGCAGCAUGAGCUUCAAGACGGCGAAUCACCUGAAGAUACACCGGCAGGUGCACACGGGCGAGAAGCCCUAUGGCUGCUCCACCUGCGACAUGAGCUUUGUCCAGUUGUCGGGGCUAAGGCAGCACCUGCUGGUGCACAGCAGUGAGCGGCCCUUCACCUGCUCCGACAGCGGCAAAGGCUUCAAGUCGUCCAAUCACCUGAAGAGGCACAGGCGCCUGCACGCCCGCGAGCGCCCCUACACCUGCAGUGACUGCGGCAAAGGCUUCACCCAGUCCAAAGACCUGCUGUCCCACCGGCGCCUCCACACCGGCGAGCGCCCAUACCGCUGCGACCAAUGCGGCAAGCGCUUCACCCAGUCCAGUCACCUGCUGGACCACCAGCGCACCCACACUGGGGAGCGGCCCUACACCUGCGCCCAGUGUGGCAAGGGCUUCACCCAGUCCUCUCACCUGCUGGAGCACCAGCGCACCCACACUGGGGAGCGCCCCUACACCUGCACCCAGUGCGGCAAGACCUUUACUCACUCCAGUCACCUGCUGGGGCACCAACGCACCCACACCGGCGAGCGCCCCUACACCUGCGCCCAGUGCGGCAAGGGCUUCUCCCACUCAAGCACCCUGCUGUCCCACCAGCGCACCCACACUGGGGAGUGGCCCUACACCUGCACCCAAUGCGGCAAGGGCUUCAUCUGCUCCAACAGCCUGCUGGGGCACCAGCGCACCCACACCGGGGAGCGCCCCUUCAUCUGCACCCAGUGCGGCAAGGGCUUCACCCAUUCUAGAUACCUGCUGGAGCACCAGCGCACCCACACCGGGGAGCGCCCCUUCAUCUGCACCCAGUGCGGCAAGCGCUUCACCCGGUCCAGCAACCUGCUGGCGCACCAGCGCACCCACACCGGGGAGCGGCCCUACACCUGCACCCAGUGCGGCAAGGGCUUCACCCGUUCUAGUCACCUGCUGGAGCACCAGCGCACCCACACCGGCGAGCGCCCAUUCACCUGCACCCAGUGCGGCAAGGGCUUCAACCAGCCAAGCACCCUGCUGGUGCACCAGCACACCCACACUGGCGAGCGCCCCUACACCUGCGUCCAGUGCGGCAAGGGCUUCACCAGCUCCUCCAAGCUGCUGUCCCACCAGCGGGUGCACUCCGGCGACCGUCCCGUCCCCAGCCCGGUGUGUGGAGAAAGCUUUGCCAUGGCCUCCCACGCCCUGUCUCACCAGCGCGUGCACACCAGUGGUCAGCCCUACGACUGUCCGUACUGCGGUGAGUCGUUUGACAGCACGCGGGGGUUGCGGCAACACCGGCGGACCCACGCCGGCGAGCAGCUGCUCCCACUGUGACAAGAGAGCACGGGGGCUGCGGGAGCACCAGUGGAUACACACCGGAGAG
Molecule: messenger RNA, 1392 nt
Organism: Amblyraja radiata (thorny skate)
Lineage: Eukaryota; Metazoa; Chordata; Chondrichthyes; Rajiformes; Rajidae
Product: zinc finger protein 16-like
Exons: 1
Coding region: 9-1343 (444 amino acids)
Biological process (GO): regulation of transcription by RNA polymerase II
Cellular component (GO): nucleus
Molecular function (GO): DNA-binding transcription activator activity, RNA polymerase II-specific; RNA polymerase II cis-regulatory region sequence-specific DNA binding
Source: RefSeq, a predicted model, not a curated record